Rana temporaria (common frog) is the source of this 1673-nucleotide messenger RNA. RefSeq names its product zinc finger protein OZF-like. Gene Ontology annotation, biological process: negative regulation of transcription by RNA polymerase II. NCBI's taxonomy places the organism in Eukaryota, Metazoa, Chordata, Amphibia, Anura, Ranidae. The record is from RefSeq and is a predicted model, not a curated record. The coding region runs from base 48 to 1421 and encodes 457 amino acids. The transcript is spliced from 3 exons. Gene Ontology annotation, molecular function: DNA-binding transcription repressor activity, RNA polymerase II-specific.
CACAGGAAGGUCACACCAUCCCUCACCAUCAUCAGGGUGAAGAUCUGAUGAAUAUGAAAGUUGAGGGUGAAGUAGAAGAGACGUAUGUGAGGGAUGAUCAGCAAUAUACGGAGGAGGCUGGAAUGAUGAGGACAUUCAAAGAGGAGGACAUUCCUACAGAGAUCAGCACAGGACACGCCAUUGAGGAACCCUCAAAGGAUCUUCUCACUUUAUCUCUGGGUUGUAAAAUGGAAGAUGAGGACAUCACAAGAGAUUGUGCAGGAGAAAAGACAAUGAGCUCAGCUAUGGAUGGAGGACUUCACAGUGUAGAUAGACCAUCAAAUCCCUCUGACUCUGAGCAACUUCAUACUGUGAGGGAUGGUGUGGGAAUUCAGGGGGAGGAGAAUUUUUCUUGUCCUGAAUGUGGAAGAUGUUUUCUUCAUAAAUCAGAACUUUUCAUACAUUAUAGAUCUCACGCGGGGGAAAAGCCAAAUUCCUGCCUUGAGUGCGGGAAAUGUUUUUUACAGAAAUCGGACCUUGUUCUGCAUCAGCGAUCUCACAUGGAGGAGAAGCCAUUUUCUUGUAAUGAGUGCGGGAAAUGUUUUUCACAGAAAUCAGACCUGGUUAGACAUCAGAGAUCUCACACAGGGGAGAAGCCGUUUCCCUGUGCUGAGUGCGGUAAAUGUUUUUUACAGAAAUCUGCCCUUGUUGUACAUCUGAGGUCUCACACGGGGGAGAAGCCCUAUUCCUGCCUUCAGUGCAGAAAAUGUUUUUCACAGAAAUCGGACCUUGUUAAACAUCAAAGAUCUCACACAGGUGAAAAACCAUAUUCCUGUCCUGAGUGCGGAAAAUGUUUUUCACGGGUGUCCUAUCUUUACUUACAUCAGAGGAUUCACACAGGCGAGAAGCCGUUUUCCUGCUCUGAGUGUGGGAAAUGUUAUUCGUGGAAAUCGGACCUUGUUAUGCACCAGAGAUUGCACACAGGGGAGAAGCCGCAUUCUUGCCCCGAAUGCGGGAAAUGUUUUUCAGAGAAGUCCAGUCUUUAUAGACAUCAGAGAAUCCACACGGGGGAAAAGCCGUUUUCAUGUCCAGAAUGCGGGAAAUGCUUUUCACAGAAAUCUGACCUUGCUAUACAUCAGAGAUUGCACACAGGGGAGAAGCCGUAUUCCUGCCCCAUAUGUGGCAGAUGUUUUCCAUGGAAGUCAGACCUUGAUAAUCAUCAAAGAACUCACACAGGAGAGAAGCCGUAUUCCUGUCCUGAGUGUGGAAAAUCUUUUUCUUGGAGGUCCAGUCUUUCUGCACACCAAAUAUGUCACACAGGGGAAAAGCCAUAUUCCUGCCUUGAGUGCGGAAAAAGUUAUCCACGGAAAUCAGAACUUUUUAGACAUCAGAGAUCUCACAAAAGGGAGAGAUCUGAUUUCAGUUCCCGGGAGGUUCACUAAACAGCUCUAAAGUUCCGAACUCCACUGAAGUCAAUGGGAGCAGAAUUUUGAAGGUUAAAAGGGAAGCGAUUGGCAACCAAAGGGCGUGGGAAGCUGGGCACUGCCCUGAUGGACAUGUAGAAAUGCAAUUUAUUUUAUUUUUUUUGCAAAAUUAUGCAAAAUUUCUUGUGAAAAACACUGGUCAGAGGACAGCUCAUAGGCACUACGGGCCAGAUUCACAAAAGGGUUACGACAGCGUAUCUGCUCAUACGC